Molecule: messenger RNA, 1263 nt
Organism: Camelina sativa (false flax)
Lineage: Eukaryota; Viridiplantae; Streptophyta; Magnoliopsida; Brassicales; Brassicaceae
Source: RefSeq, a predicted model, not a curated record
AUGCAGCCAUUGUGCCAGAGUUAUCAGCGUUGCAACCUCGAUUCCAUUUUUGAGUCACCAGAAGAAUUCUACAGUGAUGCCAAGGUAGUUCUUUCCAAUGGCCAAGAGGUAUCCUUCCACCGUUGCAUUCUCUCGGCAAGACUCCCCUUCUUCAAGACAACGUUAUCAAGAGCUGAGAAGAUACACCAAAACAAAACCAUGAAGCUUGAGAUUAAAGAUAUAGCCAAAGACUAUGAAGUUGGUUUUCAUUUUCUAGUGACUGUUUUCUCAUAUGUUUACAACAACAGAGUCAAGCCGCCCCCAAAAGAGAUUUCGAAAUGCCUAGACAUGAAUUGUCACCCGGCUGUGCAAUUUGUCAUGGAGGUUCUCUACCUGGCCUCCACUUUCCAAAUUCCAGAGUUAGUUACUCAAUAUCAGAGUCAGUUGUUGGAGAUGGUAGAUAAUAUUGGCAUAGAGCACAUAUUAGACAUACUUCAGCUUGCUAGCAUUUGUGGGGGUUAUUGUAAAACUCUAUUGGAUAAAUGCACCAAUCUCAUUGCUUGGUCUGAUUUAGACGUGUUUACUCUCAAGAAGUCCUUGCCAUCUUCAUAUCAUCACAUUGUCAAACAAAUAGUUGACAUUCACGAACAAGCUGGUUUGAAGAUAACUGAACCAGAAAGAAAUGUAUUGGGUAUAUAUCAAGCACUUGACACUAAAGAUAUUGAGUUAGUCAGUAUAUUUCACAAAGAGGGCCACCUUUUGAGUUCUGCAUAUGCUCUGCAUUAUGCUGUCACGUAUUGUGAAGUGAAGACCACAAUGGAUCUCUUAGAACUUGAGCUCGUUGAUGUCAACCAGAGAAAUCCAAAGGGCUGCACAGUGCUUCAAGUUGCUAUAAUGCGAAAGGAGCCAAGGUUGAUUAUGUGUUUAUUGUUAAAAGGGGCAAUUGUAUCUGAAACAAGCUCUGACGGUAGAACAGCUCUACAGAUGGCAAGGCAACUAACUAAGGAAGUUGACUACAAUCAAAUUACGGAACGUGGAAAAUCUUCUCCCAGAGGCCGAGUGUGCUUAGAAAUACUAGAACAAGCACACAAACUAGAUUCAUGGCCUAUAGAAAUUUCUCCUUCUAGUUUGGCUGCAGAUGAGUUGAAGAAAAUGUUGAUCAGUCUUGAAAACCAAGUUGCAGUGGCUCGAUCUAACUUUCCAAUGGAAGCACUAGUUGCAAUGAUGUCGUCUUCCACAUCGAAAUCAACAGCUGCAAUGAGGUCUGGUGGUAAAAAAAUCUAA